AUGUCCCCAAUUAGAGCCCCUCCGAAUCUCCCAGAGCUUGUGAAGGCGGCUUUUAGCAAAGCUCGCGCUAAUGGCGACCUCACCUACUAUGCGACCCAGGCUACCAUACUGACCGCGAACUCGGUUCCUUUUCAGCUUCGCUUCUCUCCUGCUUUGGCAAGCAAACCGACUGCUCCGAAACCUAAGGUUGAGGAACCUCGCAAACCUUUCGAUCCGUUCGAGAACCCCGAAAAUGGUCCGCUCUUCGUUGCCGAUAUCCCUUCGACAAGACACAACCUCGUUUUGAACAAGUUCGCCGUUGUUCCAGAGCACUUCAUCCUCGCUACAAAAGACUUCAAGGCGCAGACGGAUCUGCUAGAGCCCGAGGAUCUGGCAGCGACUUAUGCUUGUAUCGAAGCAUACGACCAAUAUGCCAAGAACCAUGAAGGAGAGUACAACGAGCUGUAUGCAUUCUUUAACAGUGGAUUGCACUCUGGCGCAAGCCAGCCGCAUCGACACAUUCAACUGCUGCCCGUCGAUCGCAUGAAGGAUGGGUUGCCAGAAAGCUCAAAAUGGGAUGUGCUGGCCAAGCAACUUGGUCAACCGAACACCACUAUAGUGCCAUUCGCUACAUUCGGAGAAAGAAUUCAUCGUGACAUGACACCACAGGAAUUACAUUCCAUCUACCUAUCACUUUUCCGAUCGGCUGUGGAUGCCGUUGAGGACUAUGCCGGCAAGGCAGAUGAAGCUGGCAAUGGUGCGGCGCGAAUCAGCUACAACUUGGCCAUGACGAGCAGCUCAUUGGUCGUAAUGCCACGCUUGGCCGAAGGCGCUGUCAUUUUGGAAAACGGAGUCCCUGCAGGCAAGCUCAGUCUGAACGGUACCGUGCUAGCGGGGACAGCUUUGGUCAAAAACGAAGUCGAAUGGAACACUCUCAGGUCGGACGGUGAAAACCAAUUGCUUGACAUUCUGUCCAAAAUCGGGGUGCCUAAGACCGUCGACCACGCCAAGAAACUCUAA
Messenger RNA from Colletotrichum truncatum, 999 nucleotides. Its product is annotated as putative bis(5'-nucleosyl)-tetraphosphatase. Gene Ontology annotation, molecular function: ATP:ADP adenylyltransferase activity; ATP binding. The record is from RefSeq and is a predicted model, not a curated record. Gene Ontology annotation, biological process: nucleotide metabolic process. NCBI's taxonomy places the organism in Eukaryota, Fungi, Ascomycota, Sordariomycetes, Glomerellales, Glomerellaceae.